UUUGUGGGGGACAAAUGAGAUUCGGUGCAACCUACAGUCGUGCAAAGUGUAAUUUACCCUUUUCAAAACUGUAGGACAUUCCCCCCUGAAAUCGCCAACUCCUUCCUUCAGGCGACUCCCACCAAUCCCUUCCGGCUCUGCCUCAAGUGAAGGAAUGGACGCUGCUGAUGAAGUGGGCAAUAGACCUGCAACAGAAUUUCAGGAGGAUGUGAAGGAUCCACUCAUUGAUCUUAGUUUAACAGAUUCAAAUGAGCUUUGGCUCAUUCAAUGGCCAAUUAAUCAAGCUCCUGGUUUUGAUGGGCAAGAAUUGUCACUGAAGCUUCAUCAUGAUGGAUUGUUGGGAAGUUUCGAGGGUUCAUCUGGGAAAUCAUAUGAUGUGGUCAGUUUCAAUGCACAAGUUCCAAAUGCUACAGUUUUCUUAUCAUCUGCAUCAGAGUCGAAAAUUGUUGGGAAGAUUUCACGUCGUGUUUCCCUUGUUCAUUACCCAGAGCCUAGUGAACUUCAGAAACAGAAUACCAAUCAUCAGAAGCAGAUGUAUCAGAGAUCUUCUGGAACUUCCUUGACCAAUUCAUCCCAUCAUUUUGCAACUCAAACUCAAAGUACCAGGCCAAGAAGCCCAAAAUCAGCAGGCAGCAAUGCUGCCUCAAUGCAUAGUAGCAAAUAUUUAAGUUCUUUGUCUGAGGUAGGGGAGCCAUCAAAGCCUUCACAGAGCAGGCAUAUUGAGGAGCCAACUAGGUCCAUGGACCAGUCCACUCAAGACUCAGGACAUGGUCAUAGUGUGGUUACUUCUUCUGGGUCCUUAGAGCAAUCUAAUGACAGGAAAUCAAGGAAGAAAAAGAAAAUUGUGGAGUGAGGUGUGUUAUACAACAUAUGUUGUUUACCUCUUCUUACACUUUGUAAAAUCCAAGCAUUUUGAGGGUGAUUGAAAGUCUUGGUCUAUCAACAUUGAAAUAUUACGUGGUUCGUCAGGAUCCUGAAAUUUUGCAUUCAAUUGGCUUUUGUUAUAUUACCUGAGUAGUUGACUGAAAUGUUUGGAAAGCUGAAAUCAUAAAAUAUUUGGUUGUUAAUCUAUGUUUUUGGUGCUUUUGUGUUGA
Molecule: messenger RNA, 1094 nt
Organism: Camellia sinensis
Lineage: Eukaryota; Viridiplantae; Streptophyta; Magnoliopsida; Ericales; Theaceae
Product: mediator-associated protein 2
Source: RefSeq, a predicted model, not a curated record